AAUUAAAAUAGAGGAAUUAUAUAUAGAUAGGUAGCUCCUCAUGGCAUGUCCCACUCACACAACCAACAAACUAAACUUCAUCUUGUAGCUGACAAGAGUUGAAGAAGAAGAAAUUGUUUCCCCAUAUUAUAUUCAUUGUAUGGUGAUGAUAGAAAUGGAGUCAUGUAGAAGAUCAAGUGGAGUUCAAAUUCCAGUAUUUGGAGAUUGGGAUAAAGCAAAUGAGCUGCCAAUUACUCAGUAUUUUGAAUCUGCUAGACAAGCUGGCUUGAUUCAUCAUUCUUCUUCACAACAACUCUAUUUCCACAAAACUCAAUUUUAUGCUAUCCCUAAUAAUCUUCCUCACACAAAGACAAAAGGAGCAGCAAUAAUUAAGAAGAGGUGUGGUGGAAAAGUAGAGAAAACAAGUGGGCCUCAAAGACAGACAGCCCAGCGGCCCACUAACCCUAAACCUGUGGAUGAAGAUCUCUACAAAAUUCCUCCUCAUCUACUUCCUGGAUAUAAAAGAAAGAGAAUGUUUGGAUUCUUCUCAAGAUGCCUUGCUCCCCCUUGCAAGGCCUAAGUAGACACACAACUUGUCCCAUGGGAGAUUUUGACACAACUUGCAACAUCUCAACUCCUAGAAGGCGCGCGCAAAAGGAGGAGAGAUCGAGAAAUGGCUACAACAGAGUUUCUCUUAUUCGUAUUAAUAACGACUAAUCUAGGAGGAAUGUUUUAUAUGCUUACUGCACCAGUCAUGCUCAUUUUUCUUUUAGUGUAAGAGCUAAUUCCACCUUCUUUGUAAUGGCUUAAAUGUUUGAUGUCCUUCAUUUGCCAAAAUCCAUGCGACACUAAGUUCAUCAGCAAGGAAGAUAAUUUGACUAAAUUCAGACACCCUUCCUUCA
Solanum pennellii is the source of this 881-nucleotide messenger RNA. RefSeq lists its product as uncharacterized. The transcript is spliced from 4 exons. The coding region runs from base 140 to 559 and encodes 139 amino acids. NCBI's taxonomy places the organism in Eukaryota, Viridiplantae, Streptophyta, Magnoliopsida, Solanales, Solanaceae. The record is from RefSeq and is a predicted model, not a curated record.